AGAACCAACGACUGUCCCGACGAAACGCUGAGGUGUCUUUUGUCUUCAUCACCGACGGCAUCACAUCCAGCGAACAGCUCGAUGAGGGCGUAAGUGCCAUGAAGAGGGCAGAGGGCGUCCCCACACUGAUCGCCUUGGGAGGCGACACCGACGAGGAGGUGCUGCACAAGGUGUCGCUGGGCGAUAGAUCGGCCAUCUUUAGAGGCAACGACUUCAGCAUGCUCAGCAAACUUUCAUUCUUUGAGCGCUUCAUGCGCUGGAUUUGCUAGUGAGGACCUGCAGUGCUCGACACCCCUGAGUUAGACACUGAGUGACAGACGGAUCAGAACCUUUAGUGUACACACACAGAGAGGCAGCACUCUCUGUCAUUACCAUUCCAGGAUGUAACGCACUGCCAGGGCUGCAUCUCCUGUCGGUGUGAACGAAAAGCUGUUACAAAAGUCAAAUAACCCAGGCAGGACCAACACCUUUACACACACACACACAUGCACAAACACACACACAUGCACAAGCACACACACACACACAAAUACACACAGCACCAUUUGUGUCCUUCUGAAUCUUUUGUUAGCAUUUUAAAGACCAUAAGCAUCCCAAAGAAAAGAUUUAUAAAUACCAAAUGUUUACCAAGUGCAUUGUGGGUUUUAUUUAGUUUUCUGUUUUUUUCUUCUUUAUGGGGGGUGGGUGUGGGGGGGUUGAUUUUAUGAGGCCUUAACUUUGCAGUGACUCACUCUAUUUUUUUAAGACUGAGACAGAGUUUCUCUUGAUCAAUGGUGCUAAAAGUCCUCUGUGGGGUCCCGACAUCGUUGUUUUUACAUCAUGUUUGUUUUAUUGUAGUUUGUUCGAUGUAUAAGAGUGUAUUAUCUCUUCUCAGAAGGAAAACAACAUUACACAUAAAUCUCCUGACACGCAAACACAGAGGAGUCAUACACACAUCCUGAACCGAGAAUCUAAUGUGUACACAGAAAGUUCAAAUAAAGGCUGAAGUGUGACCCCA
Messenger RNA from Nematolebias whitei (Rio pearlfish), 997 nucleotides. RefSeq names its product collagen alpha-2(VI) chain. The record is from RefSeq and is a predicted model, not a curated record. Lineage: Eukaryota; Metazoa; Chordata; Actinopteri; Cyprinodontiformes; Rivulidae.